Aspergillus caelatus is the source of this 771-nucleotide messenger RNA. RefSeq lists its product as uncharacterized. NCBI's taxonomy places the organism in Eukaryota, Fungi, Ascomycota, Eurotiomycetes, Eurotiales, Aspergillaceae. Gene Ontology annotation, biological process: fatty acid biosynthetic process; secondary metabolite biosynthetic process. Bases 1 to 771 code for a protein of 256 amino acids. The record is from RefSeq and is a predicted model, not a curated record. Gene Ontology annotation, molecular function: phosphopantetheine binding; fatty acid synthase activity. The transcript has a single exon.
AUGGUUGCAAGGAAGUAUAAUCGCACGAUACUGGCAAUACAGACGCUACAAAAUCAUGGGAUUUUCGGCAGCCGGGCACAGGCGAACUAUGCAGCGGGUAAUACUUUCAAAGACGCUCUCGCUCAUUAUCGAUUGACUCGCGGGCAAAAGGCCGUGUCUAUUGACCUAGGCCUGAUGGUGACUGAAGGUGUAGUUGCGGAGAGCGAAUUCCUUCUUGAGUCCAUGCGUCGCCUUGGUCAUUUGAUGGAGAUCGCGCAAGAUGAGCUCAUCGCGCUGUUGGACUAUUAUUGUAAUCCCGAUCUCCCUCUACUUUCUCAGGACGCCGGGCAAGUCAUCGUUGGGAUCGAGAUGCCAUCAAAAGUGAUAGCGAAAGGGGUAGACCUGCACCAUUCGAUCCGCCGGCCGAUAUUCAGUCAUUUAUUCAGAAUGGAUACCCAGGAAGCCUCGAAGCUGCACAAGGUCCAGGCAGGUGCGGCAAAUGUUAAUCGCUCUUCAAGGCUCAAAAAUGCUACGUCACACAAUGAGGCAACUGAGCUUGUCACUGAAUGGCUUUCAGCCAAAGUUGGUCACGUCUUGGGGAUGUCACCGUCAGAUAUUGAGCCGGGUAAGCCAAUCCAGGCUUAUGGGAUUGACUCGCUUGUGGCUAUCGACUUGAAGAACUGGUUCGAGACGGAAAUCGGGGCAUCGAUGACAGUAUUUGAUGUAAUGAGUAACACGCCUUUGGGACGGUUGAGUGCGAUGGCGGCUGAAAAGAGCCGCUAUCGUCGCUAG